GGUAACCCAACAGCCUCUGAUACUCGGAGAGUUCCGGAAAGUCACAAUGCAGCUUAUUUCCGGGAAUCAAAGGGGUUUGGAAAAUAAACGACGGAAAUAAUGCGAACGAUCGCGAGUCGGCAAUGCUCCUGUGGUUUGGAUGAUCUUGGUUCAAGCCAACCGGAAAGUUUAGGGGCUGAGCUGCUGAGUCAUCAGGUGCAAGACAAAAACAUCACCGACAUUGCAAUUGUCAGGCUUCCCACAAAUAGAUUCAAGCGGGUUGGCAGAUAGCUAGAGCAUUGCUUCCCACUUACUCUAGCCGUCGGUCUAUCCAAAAGUUAUGAUCUGACUGGCGGGGGCAUCUGUCCUGGCUAAUUUGGCAUAGUGUGCGGUUCCGUCGCCGAUAUUUAGCCAGCGAUCAAUCAGCUCGGCCAAGGCAACAGAUAGAUACGUUGACUGGCGUAUGUAUAGACUGCAAACCUCCUCAGGCGAUGCUGGCAAAUUGCUUGAUGCCGUUUCUACCUCCCGCGCCCGGGAAAACCACCGAUGAACAUGGUCCAGGUACAAGUGAAGUUAGGGAACGAUAUGCAAAAAAGGGGCCCAAGUCCUCACUGCAUCGGAAACUUAAAACACGAAAAAAAUUGAAGACUUUCUUUGAAGCUCUUCUCUUCUCUUUGUUUUUUCUUUCCGUUUCUUUCAUUUUCUUUCUUCUCUUGUGAAUAUUCAAUUGAGAAUUUCCACCCAGGUUGGCGGUAUGGAGAUAUGGUGGUCCAGGCUUGCGCGGUAAAGGAAUAUAUCCCAAGGCGGUGCAAUGGCUGACAAUUGAUUACACAGAAACUCGUGGCUUUGAUGACCAUGUAUCUUGUAACUUCUGACAGUUACUAGGAUUUCCUUUUCAUUUCCAAAUCGGUCUACCUAUAGGAUUCCCUGCUAUUCUUGGGGAUGGUUGGUCUUACCAGCCAAGUCUAAUGUUGCGAAAUGUAUAGCUCGAUACUGCCAGCUUCUUUUCAUCAAUUAUCUGUCUUCCUCUCGUGCAUUCCAAAUGGUUCUCACAUCGGGUUCUGAGAACAUCUCAUUCUCGUUUUUCCUUUCCUUUUUCUUUUUUUUCUUUGGUCCCUGGCAUGGUGAUCUUGAAGCGCUGCUCGGGUAUUGCAGAGCACAAGCAGGAGAGACAUAUCCCGUACUACAUCUCAACCUGCUUGAUCCUUUAAAACAGUCUACAAUUGCCUGUGUCCUUAUUAUUCCCUAGAACAUUGUUCUUCACCUUUCUUUGAGUGGACCUCUCGGGCUUUUUUUCUGUUGGCUUUCUUCCUUGUUCUUGUCCCCACUCCUCUCCCCUUUUUCAUGGUAUUUAAGUUUUAAGACCUUUCCUUCUCCCUCCCACUAACUCCAACUUCACUAAUCACUGAUCUCUUCAACCUUGGGCUCAAUAUGGCAAAUUUCGGAGCACAAACUAGUCGAUAUAAUCGAUUAGUGAUAGUGUUCGUUUCUCUAGGGUCCUUCACAUAUGGCUACUGUGCGUCUGUCAUAGGCAGCACUAUCGGUCAACCUGGCUGGUACGAUUUUUUCAAGCUCCCAUUGCAGGGCCAGCCUGGUUAUACCACGGUCACGACCAAUGCGAUUGCUACUGCGAACGGAGUCUUUAGCGCUGGAGGCGCUGUUGGGUCUCUGUUUAUGAUGUGGUCUUGCGAAGCCGUAGGUCGCAAAGCGAAUAUCCAACUUGGGUCGUUCUUAGCUGUACUAGGUGGUGCUCUACAGGGAGCAGCGGUUAACUUGAAGUAUGGCUGACUAUUUGGCAGCGGUGACAGCUCAAAGCUAACUUUAGAGGUAGGAUGUUUCAAGCCGGUCGAUUUGUCUCUGGUACUGCAAUUGGAAUUCUCGUCACCGUCUGUCCAAUGUAUCUCGCAGAGAUGUCGAGCCCCUUUGUACGUGGCUGGUUGGUGGGACACCAUCCAAUAUUCUUGGUCUUCGGCUACAUGCUCUCCAGCUGGGUUGGUUAUGGGUGUUACUUUGCAACAGCAAAAAGCCCCACUUUCGCCUGGCGGUUCCCUCUGUGUUUGCAGACUCUAAGCCCCCUAGUUUUGCUGAUAGGGUCCCCUUGGCUUCCAAGAUCGCCCAGGUGGCUAAUAUCAAAAGGGAAACUUGAUGAAGCCUGGGAGGUCAUUCGACGACUACGGCAGUCAAAAGAAGAUCCAGACAACUUAGUGGCGAAGGAGGAAUUUAUCCAGACCAAAGAACAGCUCAAACUUGAAGCCGAAAAGCUUGCUACAACAGGCCAUGGUGUGUGGACUGCCGUGUUCAAGAAAAAGUCUUACAGAAAGCGGAUGACCAUCGGGUUUUUGACGCAGUGGGGUGCAGAGUUUGGCGGCCCCCUCAUUAUUAAUAACUAUGCAGUACUGCUGUAUCAAAACUUAGGCAUGACCGGCCAUAUGCCGCUUCUCCUUAGCGCACUAUGGUUAACCACCGCAGGCCUUAUUUAUAACCCUGGCGGAGCAUGGUUGCAUGAUAAAGUAAACUCUCGAAGAGGCAUGUUUCUUGUUGGUUUCAUCGGGAUCGUCGUGACGACAUCAUGCUUAGCAGCCAUGACCGCCAAGUAUGCCGGCACACUCAAUCGAGUUGGCAAUGGUUUGGGGAUUUUCUUCAUCUUUUUGUAUCUCGCGUUCCAAGGUACCUUCUGUGACACUACCAUGUACCUAUACGUGUCUGAAAUCUUUCCCACGGAGAUUCGUCCAAUUGGGAUGGGCUUUUCCCUCUUCGGCCAGUUCGCAUCGACGAUCAUUCUUCUCCAAACCGCUCCAAUAGGAUUUGCCAACGUAGGCUGGAAGUACUAUCUCGUUAUUAUUUGCUGGUCUGCAUUCUUCAUCCCGGUUAUCUACUUCUUCUUCCCCGAAACCGCCCGUCUGACGUUGGAAGAAAUCGCCAAAAACUUUGGAGAGGAAGUUGCGAUAGUCACUCCACAUGCAGCAGACGAAGAGAGAAGAGCGCUCGACCACAAACUUCAGAGUUCUGGUGUGACAAGAUCGACGACUGCAACCUCUCAGUCGGAUUCGGAUGCUACAGAAGCUGCUGAACAGCGACGUGACACAAUGUGAUACAGGUGGUUUCCCUGCAUUAUCCUGUUUGGCCCCUUCUUAUAUUUCUCAAUCAACCAAUUUUUCUUUUUUUGUUUCCCCUAUGGCACUAAUGGUGGUUGGCUGGCUGCCGUGGCUUGAUACAUAGUUGCUAAAUGCUGCCGCCUCCCUUGUGCCGCCCCCGUUGCGCCUGUUGUUGCAGUUGUUUUUGGUGAGUGUGAAGGUAGUGGUGAUAGCAGGGGGUGUCGUUGAUGUUGUAGCCUAUCCUGUUCUAAUUAGUAUGUCUAUUUAUCCAUUGGAAGGUAAAGCGAAUGGCUAUAAUCUACAUUGGCUGGUGUUUGUUUUGUGAUAAGACUUACCAAACUUUACACGCAUAUUUUAGACCGAAUCAUAUUCUAGAACACGCGACUGACAACAUAUGCAGAAUGACGCAUGUUCGAAUCCCAUGAUCUUGCAUUCUCGGGUCGUUAUCACCACGCGCGGUGGUCUAUGCUAGGAGGCUCAUGUCUAUAUCCUGUACAUGGCAAAUGUUGCAUUUAUCCAGAUAGAGAUUAUAAGAUUCAGAUAUCUAUAAAUGGAAGAAACGAGUUUCGUCCUGUAUGGGGCUUCGUCGCAAUAUUAGUUAUAUCUAGGCUUUAGUGAGGAACCAACACGACGUGUGCAAGCACCCGCUGACUAUGUGUGUUCUCCUAUUUACUUUUCCCAAACACUAUGCAAUGGCAGUCUGAAUCAACUCUUGUGAGAUCUGGACUGGACUUUGCUGUACACGUUGGUACUCUGUCCUCCGUAUAUCGUCCUGAUAUACAUCAAACCAAGCAGAACAAGAUGUAGUGAUUUGUUUGUACUAUACCUAGGGUAUGACCGACUUUAUACCAAAACUCCUUUACUUAUCCUCACGUAUGCAGUUGAGUUUACAUUGCAGGAUAUAUUAUCUGUACCUAAGUACAGUUCAUAUACAGUUAGACAUAUGUGCUCCCCAGAUAUGCAGCCCCUGGAUCCCCUGAAAAGUAAUGCAAUUGUUUAUUUGUUAUUUCUUAUUUCUUAUUUUGUUUUUAAGUCUUUUCUUUUCUUUUCUUUUCUUAUCUCUUUUUCCCUUUCCUUGUUGUACAUGUACAUAGGACAGUACGGAGUAAUAAGGGUUUCCGUCCGUGGCCAGCUAGGAAUGUUGACAGGAUGGAGGAUUGCACAGCAUAUCUGAACGUUGAGACACGGGAGAUGCGUGGGUGCGUUUGCCCAUUUAGAGGAGCGAACUGUGCCGUUCAAGGCUGGUGUUGGUUUUGUGCAUUUUCCUAUCACCUACGCACUGUUUUCAUAUCCUAGAUCGCGGAAAGCUAUAUUGUUGCAUAAUGGUGUAUGUAGAUAAAUGCCAACAGUCAUCCCUAUCUGAGAUUUUGUUCGCAUACAGAACAUCACAUCGGC
This is a messenger RNA of Blastomyces gilchristii SLH14081, 4469 nucleotides long. RefSeq names its product MFS sugar transporter, variant. The transcript is spliced from 6 exons. Gene Ontology annotation, biological process: transmembrane transport; carbohydrate transport. The coding region runs from base 1812 to 3071 and encodes 419 amino acids. The record is from RefSeq and is a predicted model, not a curated record. NCBI's taxonomy places the organism in Eukaryota, Fungi, Ascomycota, Eurotiomycetes, Onygenales, Ajellomycetaceae. Gene Ontology annotation, cellular component: membrane. Gene Ontology annotation, molecular function: carbohydrate:proton symporter activity.